Molecule: messenger RNA, 1058 nt
Organism: Charadrius vociferus (killdeer)
Lineage: Eukaryota; Metazoa; Chordata; Aves; Charadriiformes; Charadriidae
Gene: GPN1
Product: GPN-loop GTPase 1
Exons: 13
Coding region: 91-999 (302 amino acids)
Molecular function (GO): GTPase activity
Source: RefSeq, a predicted model, not a curated record
CCGUAUGUGAUCAACCUGGACCCCGCCGUGCACGACCUGCCCUUCCCCGCCAACAUCGAUAUCAGGGACACUGUGAAAUACAAAGAAGUCAUGAAACAAUACGGGCUGGGCCCAAAUGGUGGAAUAGUGACUUCUCUCAAUCUCUUUGCUACAAGAUUUGAUCAGGUGAUGAAGUUUAUUGAAAAAAGACAAAAUUCAUCCAAGUAUGUUAUUAUUGACACACCAGGGCAAAUUGAGGUAUUCACCUGGUCAGCAUCAGGAACCAUCAUAACUGAGGCCUUGGCUUCCUCUUUUCCUUCAGUUGUUGUUUAUGUGAUGGACACCUCUCGCAGUACUAACCCUAUCACCUUUAUGUCCAACAUGCUGUAUGCCUGCAGUAUCCUGUACAAGACAAAGCUACCUUUCAUUGUUGUCAUGAACAAAACUGACAUAAUUGACCACAGUUUUGCAGUAGAAUGGAUGCAGGACUUCGAAACUUUUCAGGAUGCCCUGAAUCAAGAGACAUCCUAUGUCAGUAAUCUGACUCGUUCUAUGAGUUUAGUGUUGGAUGAAUUUUACAGUUCACUGAAGGUCGUUGGUGUUUCUGCUGUGCUCGGCACAGGCCUGGAUGAUUUUUUUGGUCAGCUUUCUAAAGCUGUAGAUGAAUACGAGAGAGAAUAUCGUCCAGAAUAUGAGCGCCUGAGAAAAACACUGGAGAAAGCUCAAAAUAAACAAAAGAGAGAGCAGCUGGAACACUUGUGGAAGGACAUGGGCAGUGUGUGUGUGCAGGGCAACACACUUGCAGGAUCUGAUGAUGCUUCUCCAAUGGGUCCCUCUGAGCUGAUCCUAACACGAGGAACUCUCGAUGAGGAAGAAGAGAGGGAGAGUGAUACUGAUGACAUUGACCAUGAAGUUACUGAGGAGAGUCAUGAAGAACCAGCCUUCAGAAACUUUAUGCAAGAGACGCGGAUGAAAUACCAGAGAAGGAGCAACCGGAAUGAACAAGACAUUCAGAAAUAGAGGGUCUAGAAUCCCUUGUAAUGGAGUUAAAAGUAAAGGAACAGCAUAAUGAAACUUGC